Ostertagia ostertagi is the source of this 282-nucleotide messenger RNA. The record is from the annotation of a GenBank genome assembly. NCBI's taxonomy places the organism in Eukaryota, Metazoa, Nematoda, Chromadorea, Rhabditida, Trichostrongylidae.
AUGCUGCACGGUCGUGUCGAACCGCAACUGAAGAAAAAUCACAUCGACUACGACGUCAUCAUUACCAGUGGCCCGAAUCACGCAAAAUCGGUGGUUCGAUCAAGAGAUGACCUUGGCAAGUACAAUGGUGUGAUCAUUCUAUCGGGCGACGGCCUCGUGUUCGAGGUAUUGAACGGAUUUAGUGAGCGACCGGAUUCUGUCACCAUGAUACCGUCGUUUCCUAUAGGCAUUGUACCAAGCGGAUCAGGCAACGGCCUACUUUCGUCAUUGUUCUACAGCCGA